Messenger RNA from Pistacia vera, 2741 nucleotides. Its product is annotated as dipeptidyl aminopeptidase BI. NCBI's taxonomy places the organism in Eukaryota, Viridiplantae, Streptophyta, Magnoliopsida, Sapindales, Anacardiaceae. The coding region runs from base 53 to 2407 and encodes 784 amino acids. Gene Ontology annotation, biological process: proteolysis. The record is from RefSeq and is a predicted model, not a curated record. Gene Ontology annotation, molecular function: serine-type endopeptidase activity. The transcript is spliced from 11 exons.
GUUCUCACCACAGUCCACGGGCUGUUAAACCCUGAACCCAGCGAUCGCCACCAUGCACCUCCUCCUAACCACCAUCCGCCACCGUUGUUUAAUCCUUGUCCGCCACUACAAGCCACCGAAACCAUCAAAACCUCCGGCCCCUCCCUCCCCUCCAAAACCCCCGAAAAAAUUGCAGAGCUUUACAUUCCAUGACCACACGUGGGAGGACCCGUACAGUUGGAUGUCGAGUCUGAACGACAAAGUGGCCAUGCGCCAUAUGGACGUGUACAUGGAGCAAGAAGAGAAGUACACUGAAGCUGUUUUAUCGGACACUGAGAGACUUCAGUCUAAGCUCCAGUCCGAAAUGGCUUCUCGCCUGGCUUUCGACCUUUCCACCCCUCCCCUCCGCUGGGGUCCUUGGUUGUACUAUCGGCGGGUUGAAGAAGGAAAGCAGUAUUCUGUGUUGUGUCGGAGAUUAGCAAGCUUAAAUGAAGAAUUCAUUUCGCAUAAAUCUCCAGCAGCUGGCUUUGAUUUUACCUCUGGGAAGAAAAUUGAGCAAAAGCUACUUGAUUACAAUCAUGAAGCUGAGAGAUUUGGAGGAUAUGCUUAUGAAGAAUUAUCAGAAGUGUCACCGGAUCAUCGGUUCCUUGCAUACACCAUGUAUGAUAAAGACAAUGACUACUUUAAACUAUCUGUAAGGAAUUUGAAUUCCGGUUCAUUAUGUAGUAAGCCUCAAGCAGUUCGGGUGUCAAAUAUAGCAUGGGCCAAAGAUGGGCAGACAUUGCUUUAUGUUGUUACUGAUGACAAUAAGAGGCCGUACCGGAUUUACUGUAGCAUUAUUGGAUCAACUGAUGAGGAUGUUUUGCUUCUAGAGGAACCAGAUGAAAACGUUUAUGUUAACAUAAGACACACAAAAGACUUCCAUUUUGUGACUGUAAAUACAUUUUCAACUACUUCAUCAAAGGUCUUUCUGAUCAAUGCAGCUGAUCCAUUUGCUGGCAUGACACUAGUUUGGGAGUGUGAAGGUCUGGCCCAUUGCAUAGUUGAGCAUCAUCAAAGGUACAUCUAUUUAUUUACAGAUGCUGCCAAAGAUGGUCAAGUUGUUGAUCAUCAUUAUCUUCUUCGUACUCCUGUCGAUGCUCCCUCCAGUCCUAGAAUCUGGGAGACUGUAUUUGAUGAUGGCCAAGAUUUGGUUGUAGAAGAUGUUGAUUUCUGCAACACGCAUUUGGCGCUUAUCAUAAGGGAAGGUCAGAAAUUUAGACUUUGUUCAGUUGCUCUACCUUUUCCUGUUGGACAGGGAACUGUUCACUUGAAGGAGCUUCACCCUCAUUUCCUUCCACUUCCAAAAUAUGUGUCUCAAAUAUCACCAGGACCUAAUUAUGACUACUACUCAUCAACUAUGCGCUUCACAUUAUCAUCGCCUGUGAUGCCUGAUGCUGUUGUUGAUUAUGACUUAUCAAAUGGAAAGUGGAAUAUCAUUCAACAGCAAAAUAUGCUUCAUGAAAGGACAAGAAUUUUGUAUGGAACAGCAUCUUCUGCAGGCAUCAUUGAGAAAUCAAUGAAUAUCAAGAGUAGCAAUUCUGAGAAUGAAGUAAAACAUGAAGAUAACUUAUGGAAUGACCUAUCUGAGUUUUAUGCUUGUGAACAUCAUGAUGUCUCUUCAUAUGAUGGAACUUUGGUUCCUUUAACUAUUGUAUAUUCUCGCAAAUAUGGAAAAGAGAAUCAAAAUCCUGGAUUGCUUCAUGGGCACGGAGCUUAUGGUGAAUUACUUGACAAGCGGUGGCGCAGUGAGUUGAAAAGCCUUCUUGAUCGUGGUUGGGUUAUUGCUUAUGCUGAUGUUAGAGGCGGAGGUGGUGGGGGUAAAAAAUGGCAUCAUGAUGGCAGAAGUACAAAGAAGCUGAAUUCCAUCAAAGAUUAUAUCUCUUGUGCCAAGUUCCUUAUCGAGAAAGAGAUUGUACAGGAAAACAAACUUGCUGGUUGGGGAUAUAGUGCUGGAGGACUUUUGGUUGCUUCAGCCAUCAAUUAUCGACCUGAUUUAUUUCGGGCUGCUGUUUUAAAGGUUCCAUUUUUAGAUGCAACCAAUACUCUUCUGUAUCCCAUUUUACCACUCAUAGCUGCCGACUAUGAAGAGUUUGGGUACCCCGGAGACAUUGAUGAUUUUCAUGCCAUCCGUAAUUAUUCUCCCUAUGACAACAUUCAGAAGGAUGUUCUGUAUCCAGCGGUAUUUGUGACAUCAUCUUUCAAUACACGAUUUGGGGUCUGGGAAGCUGCAAAAUGGGUUGCAAGAGUGCGCGACUCUUCUAUUUAUGACCCCAAACGUCCAAUACUGCUCAAUUUAACAACAGAUAUAGUGGAAGAAAACAGAUACCUACAGUGCAAGGAGUCAGCACUUGAGACUGCAUUUCUCAUAAAGAUGAUGGAGGACUAACCUUACUACCAACAUUUCCUACCAAAUCAGUUGAUUUGGCCAUUUGUUGUAACGUUAAAUUCAGGGGCACUAAAGUAAUGCAUCGUUUACAUUAUUUAGGUCCCAUUUUGGUCACAGUAGAAUAAUUCAAUGUAGGGAAUCCACAUUUUUUUGGUGAUAUUGGACGAUCUGGCAAAUGUAAUUUGGUUCCUUUUGCAAAAGCAACCAAUAUAAAGAAAACAUUAAAGGCUUUUAGAUGGUGCACGCAUUAGACCUGAGUUUUGGUUGUCAGUUGCUAUCAAAUGUUUUGAGUUGUAAGUUAGUUAUCUGUACAUAUUGAUAUCAAUCUAAUUUA